Alosa sapidissima (American shad) is the source of this 1868-nucleotide messenger RNA. It is a transcript of the gene tlk1a, whose product is annotated as tousled-like kinase 1a. The transcript has 4 exons. NCBI's taxonomy places the organism in Eukaryota, Metazoa, Chordata, Actinopteri, Clupeiformes, Clupeidae. The coding region runs from base 177 to 572 and encodes 131 amino acids. The record is from RefSeq and is a predicted model, not a curated record.
ACCAUGUUACGUCACGAGUUUUCGGCUAGACUUUUUUUCCACCGGAGGCGAUGCUAUUUGGGUGCAUGAACCUCGCGAUAUUGUUUCAACAAACGAUGGAUGACGUUCUAUGUUCUGGUUAUUCUCAUAAGACAAUUUAGACGCACUGCAGAGGCGUAUGGAGGUCACUGACAGUGAUGCUCGUCUAUGUUUGCUCUGUCGUUCCAAAAAGUAGCUUGAUGAGUGUCCAAAGUAACAGUGGAAGUGGUGGAAGUUUAGAGGGGACGCCAUCUUGGUCCCAGCUCUCCACGUCCCCAACACCGGGGCUGCUUUCUCAGCAACACAGUGCAGCACUGGCGAAGGCCAAGGAAGGAGCGAUGGAGGAGCUGCACAGUCUGGACCCCAGACGGCAGGAGCUGCUGGAGGCUCGCUUCAUGGGGGCGGUGAGCGGCAGCACGGGGGGCAGCACGGGGAGCACCAGCGGGGGAACCAAAGGCUUGACAAACAAUGAAUGUUCAAAUCACAGUUUCGGCAGCCUGGGAUCCUUAAGUGACAAGGAGUCUGAGGUAUGCCUGAUCAAAAAUGCUUCUUAGUCGCACAGGUGAUGGCAACAGGUAAUAUUAAUCUGCUUACUUGCAAAUAUUUAUCUCUUCAGCUUGUAUAUUAACAGACAAAAAAAUGGCGCUGAGGGGAUGGGAGGCUGGCAAGGAGCGUGGCGUAGAGGGUGGCGUAGAGGGUGGCGUAGAACGUGGCGUAGAGCGUGGCGUAGAGCGUGGCGUAGAGCGUGACGUAGAGCGUGGCGUAGAGGGUGGCGUAGAGGGUGGCGUGGAGCGUGGCGUAGAGGGUGGCGUAGAGGGUGGCGUAGAGCGUGGCGUAGAGGGUGGCGUGGCGUAGAGCGUGGCGUAGAGCGUGGCGUGGAGCGCCCCCCUGCUGUGCCUGCUCAGCUCAGCUCAGGGUGGUCAGUCAUGCUGUGCACCUGCCGGAUGCCCCGGCCCUCCCAGCUGCCUGUUAGCGUUAGCGCGCUGCACUAGCAGUGGACACACACACAGACACACACAGACACUAUUGUGUUGGUGUUCUAGCCAUGCUGUGAGCGGAAGGAGAGUUCUACAUGUUCUGUGUGGUUCUGUAGCGUUAGUGUUGUAGCCGUGCUGUGAGCGGAAGGAGAGUUCUACAUGUUCUGUGUGGUUCUAUAGCGUUGGUGUUGUAGCCAUGCUGUGAGCGGGAGGAGAGUUCUACAUGUUCUGUGUGGUUCUAUAGCGUUGGUGUUGUAGCCAUGCUGUGAGCGGGAUGGUAGCUGUGCAGCAGAGGGAUUAGGAGCUCUCUGGCUGCUGCAGGCUUCUAGUGGAGGGGAGAGAGAGUGGGUGGCGCUGGAACAUGUAGACAUCCGCAAGCUUCUUCCUGGGAGCCUGUCAGUGGUGUCUGAGCCAAAGAUUAAAGGCAGGUGUGUGUGUGUGUGUGUGUGUGUGUGUGGGGAAGAGAUUUCAGAACCUUGUUGAGGUGGUUAUUGGAUGCACCAUCUCCCAACAAAAUCUGUCCUUGUGCACACAGACACAUACAUGCAUUGCACACGCAUGUGCACAAGCGCAUAGACACACACACAAACACACACACACAUCUUUCACAGUCCACCUGCUUGGCCAAUAAAUCAGUGAACAACAGUGGGAGUGUGUGAGGGUAAUUGUAUCUCUUCUAGUGUGGAAGUAUAUAUGUCUGAGUGGCAAUAAGAGAGGGUAUUGAGUGAGUUAGGUGUGUGUGUGUGUAAGUGUAACAUACUGCAUAUUAUAUGUGUAUAUAAUGGGUUUUGGUUGUGUAUUUUAGCUUUUGUAAUGGGAAUGUCAAUAAAGGUUUGAAUCUGAACUAGAAUUUGAGGGCAGCAACAAGAUGGU